Thamnophis sirtalis is the source of this 345-nucleotide messenger RNA. Lineage: Eukaryota; Metazoa; Chordata; Lepidosauria; Squamata; Natricidae. The record is from RefSeq and is a predicted model, not a curated record.
UGCCCGCUGAGAAUACCACCCUUAAUGGGCUGAGCUGCCCAACUUGCUUUAUCCUUGCCUCGGAUGAGUGCGACGAGAUGGAAUCUCUGAACUGCGUAGGAGAAGACAAUCAUUGCAUAACCACAUCUGGAACCUUGACCGCUGAAGGUAUUCCUGUGGCAUUCGCUUCCAGCGGCUGCAGCUCGGCCUCGGCGUGUGCUCUGCCCCUGGAUACCAAUAUUUACUCUGCGGGAAUCACUUUUCACCUCAAGAAAAUUGUGUGCAGCCCAGCCGUGAGAGCCAACAGCCCCUAAGGGAGGCCCUGGUGAUAAAGGCCUCUGAAGAAUCCCCUAAGAAAAUCCCCCC